This is a messenger RNA of Rotaria sp. Silwood2, 351 nucleotides long. The record is from the annotation of a GenBank genome assembly. Lineage: Eukaryota; Metazoa; Rotifera; Eurotatoria; Philodinida; Philodinidae.
AUGACAACUGAUAACUGCUUUACCAGUGCAGAGCUGACAGAGGAUCUUUUGGAUGUUCAGACUACUCUUGUUGGAACUAUUCGACGAAAUAAGAAAGAAAUUCCGUCCGAGCUGCAAUCAGAUCGUCAAUGUUCAGAACAAUCACCAAUAUUCUGUUUUCAUCGACAACUCACUUUGAUUAGACACGUACCAAAAAAGGGAAAAGCUGUGAUUUUAUUGUCAUCAAUGCAUCAUGACAAGACCAAUAACGACAAAAUGUGGCGUCAACCGAAUGGACCAGAUGGUGCAAACGUAUUCUUGCAACAGAAAAACGAAAAGAUGGUCGAUGAAAUUCUAUUUCAACAUAGUUGA